AUGGGGCGCGGCAGCGGCACCUUCGAGCGUCUCUUAGACAAGGCAACAAGCCAGCUGCUGCUAGAGACCGACUGGGAAUCCAUCCUGCAGAUCUGUGACCUGAUCCGCCAGGGGGACACACAGGCUAAGUAUGCCGUAAGUGCGAUCAAGAAGAAGGUCAACGACAAGAACCCACAUGUGGCCCUGUAUGCCCUUGAGGUCAUGGAGUCAGUUGUGAAGAACUGUGGUCAGACUGUACAUGAUGAGGUGGCCAACAAGCAGACGAUGGAGGAGCUGAAGGAGCUGUUGAAGAGGCAGGUGGAGGUCAACGUGCGGAACAAGAUCCUCUAUCUGAUCCAGGCCUGGGCGCACGCUUUCCGGAACGAGCCCAAGUACAAGGUGGUGCAGGACACCUACCAGAUCAUGAAGGUGGAGGGACACGUCUUCCCAGAGUUCAAGGAGAGUGAUGCAAUGUUUGCCGCAGAGAGGGCUCCAGACUGGGUGGACGCUGAGGAGUGCCAUCGGUGCCGCGUGCAGUUCAGCGUGGUGACGCGGAAGCACCACUGCCGGGCGUGCGGGCAGAUCUUCUGCGGGAAGUGCUCCUCCCGCUACUCCACCAUCCCCAAGUUCGGCAUCGAGAAGGAGGUCCGCGUGUGCGAGCCUUGCUACGAGCAGCUGAACAAGAAAGCAGAGGGGAAGUCCACGUCCACUGCCGAGCUGCCGCCGGAGUACCUGACCAGUCCCCUGUCCCAGCAGUCGCAGCUGCCCCCUAAGAGGGAUGAGACGGCCCUGCAGGAGGAAGAGGAGCUGCAGCUGGCCCUGGCGCUGUCACAGUCUGAGGCCGAGGAGAAGGAGCGGAUGAGACAGAAAUCCACAUACACCGCGUACCCCAAAGCGGAGCCCACGCCCGUCUCUUCCUCUGCACCCCCUGCCAGCAGCCUGUACUCCUCGCCUGUGAAUUCGUCAGCACCUCUGGCUGAGGACAUUGACCCCGAGCUUGCCCGGUACCUCAACCGCAACUACUGGGAGAAGAAGCAGGAGGAGGGACGCAAGAGCCCCACCCCCUCAGCGCCCGCUCCCCUGACCGAGCCGGCCUCCCUGCCCAGGGACGGGCACGCAGCCCCCGCCGGUGCCGUGGAGACGCCCCUGCCAGAGACAGAUCCUCAACCAGGAGCACCUUCUGGGGGGCCCUUUAGUGAGCCCUCAGUGGUGCCCCUCUCUCGGCAGCACUACCAGAACGGGGAGUCCGAGGAGAACCACGAGCAGUUCCUGAAGGGCCUGCAGAACGCCGUCACCACCUUCGUGAACCGCGUCAAGAGCAACCACAUGCGUGGCCGCAGCAUCACCAACGACUCGGCCGUGCUCUCGCUCUUCCAGGCCAUCAACGGCAUGCACCCCCAGCUUCUGGAGCUGCUCAACCAGCUGGACGAGCGCCGCUUGUACUACGAGGGCCUGCAGGACAAGCUGGCCCAGAUCCGAGAUGCCCGGGGGGCCCUGAGUGCCCUGCGCGAGGAGCAUCGGGAGAAGCUACGCCGGGCAGCUGAGGAGGCCGAGCGCCAGCGCCAGAUCCAGCUGGCCCACAAGCUGGAGAUCAUGCGUCAGAAGAAGCAGGAGUACCUGGAGGUACAGCGGCAGCUGGCCAUCCAGCGGCUGCAGGAGCAGGAGAAGGAGCGGCAGCUGCGCCUGGAGCAGCAGAAGCAGACGGUGCAGAUGCGUGCCCAGAUGCCAGCCUUCCCGUUGCCCUAUGCCCAGCUCCAGGCCAUGCCUGCAGCCGGGGGUGUGCUGUACCAGCCCUCAGGCCCCACCAGCUUCCCGGGCACCUUCAGCCCAGCCAGCUCUGUGGAAGGUUCCCCCAUGCACACGGUGUACAUGAACCAGCCCGCCCAGGCCAGCGGCCCCUACCCCAGCAUGCCUGUCACCGGAGCAGAUCCCAACAUGGUGAGCGCCUACAUGUAUCCAUCAGGGGCUGCGAGUGGACAGGCUGCACCCCCAGGCCAGCCUGGACCCACUGCCAGUCCAGCCUACUCGUCCUAUCAGCCCACCCCGACGCAGGGCUACCAGGGCGCCGCCUCCCAGGCUCCACAGAGCCUCCCAGCUAUGCCGCAGCCACCACAGCCCGGGACCAUGGGCUACAUGGGGGGCCAGUCCGUGUCUGUGGGUUACCAGCCCUACAGCAUGCAGAACCUCAUGACCACCCUCCCCAGUCAGGACACGCCUCUGCCCCCCCAGCAGCCCUAUCUCUCGGGGCAACAGCCGGUGUACCAGCAGAUGGCACCCACUGGGGGGCCCCAGCAGCCGCCCCCUGUGGCCCAGCAGCCGCCCACUCAGGGGCCCCCAGCCCAGGGCAGUGAAGCCCAGCUCAUCUCCUUUGACUGA
Molecule: messenger RNA, 2355 nt
Organism: Elephantulus edwardii (Cape elephant shrew)
Lineage: Eukaryota; Metazoa; Chordata; Mammalia; Macroscelidea; Macroscelididae
Gene: HGS
Product: hepatocyte growth factor-regulated tyrosine kinase substrate
Exons: 22
Coding region: 1-2355 (784 amino acids)
Molecular function (GO): ubiquitin binding; phosphatidylinositol binding; metal ion binding
Source: RefSeq, a predicted model, not a curated record